ACGGCCGGUUCCGGCUGAAUGUCAGUGCGGAGCUGUGGGCCGGGGAGGAAGGUGGUUGGCGGUCCCCCUACCACCUCCGCCGUUGCCUCCUCCGCUUGUGUUGCCGCUGCGGGCGCCCGGCCGCUCGGCCGCUCGGGCAUGAGACCGUGAGGCGGGCAACGCGUCGGGGCCGCCAACAUGUUUGGCCGCUCGCGGAGCUGGGUGGGCGGGGGCCAUGGCAAGUCUUCCCGCAACAUCCACUCCUUGGACCACCUCAAGUAUCUGUACCACGUCUUGACCAAAAACACCACAGUCACAGAACAGAACCGGAACCUGCUAGUGGAGACCAUCCGUUCCAUCACUGAGAUCCUGAUUUGGGGAGAUCAGAAUGACAGCUCUGUAUUUGACUUCUUCCUGGAGAAGAACAUGUUUGUUUUCUUCUUGAACAUCCUGCGGCAGAAGUCAGGCCGCUACGUGUGCGUUCAGCUGCUGCAGACCUUGAACAUCCUCUUUGAGAAUAUCAGUCAUGAGACCUCACUUUAUUAUUUGCUCUCUAAUAACUAUGUAAAUUCUAUCAUUGUCCAUAAGUUUGACUUUUCCGAUGAGGAGAUUAUGGCAUAUUAUAUAUCGUUCCUGAAAACACUUUCGUUAAAACUCAACAACCACACCGUCCAUUUCUUUUACAACGAGCACACUAAUGACUUUGCCCUGUACACAGAAGCCAUCAAGUUUUUCAAUCACCCUGAAAGCAUGGUUAGAAUUGCUGUAAGAACCAUAACUUUGAACGUCUACAAAGUGUCAUUGGAUAACCAGGCCAUGCUGCACUAUAUCAGAGAUAAAACCGCUGUUCCUUACUUCUCCAAUUUGGUCUGGUUCAUUGGGAGCCACGUGAUCGAACUUGAUAAUUGUGUGCAGACUGAUGAGGAACACCGGAAUCGGGGGAAACUGAGUGACCUGGUGGCCGAGCACCUGGACCACCUGCACUAUCUCAAUGACAUCCUGAUCAUCAACUGUGAGUUCCUCAACGAUGUGCUCACAGACCAUCUGCUCAACAGGCUCUUCCUGCCCCUCUACGUGUACUCACUGGAGAACCAGGACAAGGGAGGAGAACGCCCGAAGAUCAGCCUGCCGGUUUCUCUCUAUCUCCUGUCACAGGUCUUCCUAAUUAUACAUCACGCACCCCUGGUGAACUCGUUAGCUGAAGUCAUUCUGAAUGGUGAUCUUUCUGAGAUGUACGCUAAGACCGAACAGGAUGUUCAAAGAAGUUGUGCCAAGCCCAGCAUUCGGUGCUUCAUUAAGCCCACUGAGACGCUAGAGCGCUCCCUUGAGAUGAACAAGCACAAGGGCAAGAGGCGGGUGCAGAAGAGACCCAACUACAAAAACGUUGGGGAGGAAGACGAGGAGGAGAAGGGGCCCGCCGAGGACACCCAGGAAGACGCUGAGAAGACUAAAGGUACUGAGGGUGGUUCAAAAGGCAUCAGGACGAGUGGGGAGAGUGAAGAGAUAGAGAUGGUGAUCAUGGAGCGCGGCAAGCUCCCGGAGCUGGCGGCCAACACGUCUGUGCAGGAACAGAACACCACGGACGAGGAGAAGAGCGCCGCCGCCACGGGCUUGGAGAGUGCACUGUGGAGCAGACCCUUCCUCGAUAUGGUGUACCACGCCCUGGACAGCCCAGAUGACGACUACCAUGCACUGUUUGUGCUCUGCCUCCUCUACGCCAUGUCUCAUAACAAAGGCAUGGAUCCUGAGAAACUCGAGCAAAUCCAGCUCCCAGUGCCCGGUGCGGCCGAGAAGACCACCUACAACCAUCUCCUGGCUGAGAGACUCAUCAGGAUCAUGAACAACGCGGCCCAGCCAGAUGGGAAGAUCCGGUUGGCGACGCUGGAGCUGAGCUGCCUACUCCUAAAGCAGCAAGUGGUGACCAGCAUGGGCUGCAUCAUAAAGGAUGUGCACCUGGCCUGCCUGGAGGGCGCAAGAGAAGAAAGCGUUCACCUAGUGCGGCAUUUUUAUAAGGGAGAAGAAAUUUUCUUGGACAUGUUUGAAGAUGAGUACAGGAGCAUGACAAUGAAGCCCAUGAAUGUGGAGUAUCUCAUGAUGGACGCCUCCAUCCUGCUGCCCCCAACGGGCACGCCGCUGACCGGCAUUGACUUUGUAAAGCGGCUGCCGUGCGGCGAUGUGGAGAAGACCCGGCGGGCCAUCCGGGUGUUCUUCAUGCUCCGUUCCCUGUCACUGCAGCUGCGAGGGGAGCCCGAAACCCAGUUGCCCCUGACGCGGGAGGAGGACCUGAUCAAAACGGAUGAUGUGCUAGAUCUGAACAACAGCGACCUGAUCGCGUGCACCGUGAUCACCAAGGACGGCGGCAUGGUCCAGCGCUUCCUGGCUGUCGAUAUUUACCAGAUGAGCUUAGUGGAGCCCGAUGUGUCCAGGCUUGGCUGGGGCGUCGUCAAGUUUGCAGGCCUCCUGCAGGUAUGA
Molecule: messenger RNA, 2451 nt
Organism: Neomonachus schauinslandi (Hawaiian monk seal)
Lineage: Eukaryota; Metazoa; Chordata; Mammalia; Carnivora; Phocidae
Gene: CLEC16A
Product: C-type lectin domain containing 16A
Exons: 20
Coding region: 178-2451 (757 amino acids)
Biological process (GO): endosome to lysosome transport; endosomal transport; regulation of autophagosome maturation
Cellular component (GO): late endosome; endolysosome membrane
Source: RefSeq, a predicted model, not a curated record